Molecule: messenger RNA, 3031 nt
Organism: Nymphaea colorata (pocket water lily)
Lineage: Eukaryota; Viridiplantae; Streptophyta; Magnoliopsida; Nymphaeales; Nymphaeaceae
Product: transcription factor TCP4-like
Exons: 2
Coding region: 1387-2565 (392 amino acids)
Biological process (GO): regulation of secondary shoot formation
Cellular component (GO): nucleus
Molecular function (GO): DNA-binding transcription factor activity; sequence-specific DNA binding
Source: RefSeq, a predicted model, not a curated record
CCCAGAGGUUGUCGAGAAGUUCCAGGCAGUCAUUCGGGAGCACCCGGAAAAGUUUCCCUCCUCCCAACUCUACCUGACAGUUCUUUUAUGUUUUACACUGCUGCGCCUGAACUGCGCCACAUUUCCUCUUGGGCAGCUCUGAUUUCAAAGGAAGAUGCCAAUUUCGUUUCAUGGAAGCUUGGUCGUUCUUCGCCGAACGAUGAAAACAAAUCCUAAUAUACAUGAUUUAUUUUCUUACUUGUUUACUGUUAGUGGGUAAGAAGAACCGGAGUAUAUUAACCGGCGGCCGUGGCACAGGAACCAAGAGUCGUUUCAGAGCGCUGUUGUCCUCUGGGCACAGAGGGGGAGGGAUUUGCCCGAGGCGAAAACGCAGAGAAGUUAGCUGCUGAUAGGCCACAGAUCCUUUUUGAUCUGUUCCCGAGUCCUUGCCACCGUUCCUUUUCUGUUCCUGCGGUCCCUGAUCAACGGCUAGGAUCCUCUCCCGUGAAAUUCCCUGCCCUUUAUUACGAGCCUUUCACUUUUCAAGAGAGAGAGACACUCCCUCUCUUGCACAUUGUUCCUGCCGGAUUAGAAAGGAGGAAACAGAAAUCGUGGGGUUUUCUUUCCCGGAUAACAUCGGUUUUUCCCGAGACAUUGGUGUCCCUGGGUGUUGGACGUGGCUGUUGUUGCCAGCGUUGGGGACAAUUGACACGCGCAGAGAUAGAUAUCCAUUUCCAGCCCCUUUCUCUUCUCCCCUCCUGCUUAUUGGCACGCAUUUUCUUGUUCCUCUCUUCACACUGUUCACAAUUUACAAUUUAAAAAAAGGAAGAGCAAGGAAGGGUAACAGGCACACCCCGGCCGGCUUAGAUCAAGAGAGAAAAAAAAAAAGGAGAGCUUUGAAAAAAAUUUAAAGAGAAAAGACAAUUAGGAAAAAAGGGGAAAAGGGGAAAACGAAAAAGAGUGUCAGUCACUAUUCCCCUUCUUACAUACACUACUAUGAUGAGCUAACCCCCUCUCUCUUCCCUCCCUCCUCCCCAAAGCCCUCCCCUUUUUCCACCCUUUCUUUCCCUCUCUCCCCUUCUAUCUUUAUAGUUCGGUAAUGGAAUUUGGGGAGCUGGAUGGCGCAUUCGAGAGGGAGGGAGCCCAGGAGAAGACCCUCUAGGAGAAGCUCGAGCAGGUUGAAAGCUGGAAGAAGAGGAGGAGAAGAGGAGGAUUCUUCUGGAUCAUCGUCAACAACAACACCAUCUUCAGACCCAUCAUCAUCAACAUCAUCAUCAUCAGCAGCAGCAGCAGCAGCAACAGAGGAAGACGACCCACCAGCCCGGCCUCCUGGCCGUCGCCGAGCCGUCGGAGCCCCCGUUCCUUCCAUCUUCGUCUACUGAACAUGCACGGUUUGGCAGCGAGGGGAUGGGCGAGCCGACUUCCACACCUCGACUGGGGUCCUUCAGAGGGAGCCGCGGCGGCAACAGCAAGGUAGGGGAGAUAGUGGAGGUGGAGGGCGGCCACAUUGUGAGGUCGACAGGGAGGAAGGACCGCCAUAGCAAGGUGUGCACGGCCAAGGGGCCGAGGGACCGCCGGGUCCGGCUGUCUGCCCACACGGCUAUUCAGUUCUACGACGUCCAGGACCGUCUAGGCUACGACCGCCCCAGCAAGGCCGUCGAUUGGCUCAUCAAGAAAGCUAAACCCGCCAUCGAUGAGCUCGCGCAGCUGCCCGCCUGGCAACCCACUGCCCUUAGCCCCACCGAACCCCGCCACCAUCAUCACCACCGCCGAGCCCAUGUCGAAACCGACCCAGCCGACCCGGAUUCCUCUUCUCUCAGGAAGCAACCAUCCCUUCCACAACCGCCGCCACAACCGCCGCCGCCAUCCGAAACACCACCUUCUUCUGCCUUUGAGCCUUUGAAUCCCGCCAACUUCCUCCCGCCCUCGCUUGAUUCAGACGCCAUUGCCGACACCAUCAAGUCCUUCUUCCCGCCCUCCUCGUUUACCUCCACCACCUCGUCCUCCGCCCUCAUCAAUUUCCAGAACUACCACCAGCAGCACCAACCACCAACUCCGCCUUCUCAGCCCACCGCUCCUCCGUCCAUCACCCGAGAGCUCCGUCUCUCGCUCCAAUCAUUCCAGGACCAGCAGCACAGCAGUCAGAACCAGCACCACCCUGCCCUUCACAACCAGAGGUUCUCUGGCGACGCUGCUGCCGGAGAGCCGCAGGGCCUGUACUUCGCUGGGGAUUGGGAGCAGCAGCAGGCGGAGCUGGGUAGGUUUCAGAGAUUGGUCUCGUGGAAUGCCGCAUCUGCAGACGGCAACACCGCAGGCUUCCUCGGUUCUCUGCCGCAGUUCCUGCCGUCGAUGCCCAUGCCGGCCAGCCAGAACACCAGCUUGUUCGUUCAGAGGGGACCCCUUCAGUCCAGUAGCUCGUCUUCGGUUCGUGCCCGGAUUGUGCCGGAGACCCAAGUGGCCAUGCCUGCCGGAUAUGCGGCUGGCGGGUUCGUGGGUUUCCGGAUUCCGGCACGAAUCCAAGGCGAGGAGGAGCAAGAGGACGAUGGCAACAAGCCGUCUUCUGCUGCCUCUACUUCUCAUCAUUGACAUCCUACUACUCUAGCAUCCACUCCUAGUACUAAAUCGGCACAAAGACUUGGAGAUGGAGAAGCAGAGACCCCAAUUUGGAAGGGAAAGAACAUUAAUCGGAAAACGGUACCUACUCUAGUUGCAGAUUUCAAUGAAUGCAUAUACCGUUUGAAGAAGCCUAUGUUUCUUCUUCAUUGCGGGUCGUUGUGGACUUGAUAGUUUCUGUUAUUGCUUUCCUUCUUUUCUUCUUAUUGGGUACAUGGAUGGAACAUUACAGUAUCAUCUCCUAGGACCAUUUUUUUUUCUUUUUGCUUAUUUUGGGUAGCAGUCUAGAUAUGGUGAUGUUAUGGGAUUUUUCUCUUUUUGUCGUGAACUUUCUUAUUCAGUGUUUCUUGAUUGGCAAUGGGUAGCUUGAGAUAACAUGGUAAAUGAGGGUUUGAAUGAAUGAAACAGAGGGGGUAUCAGAGCGUUUGGAAUGGAGCCA